Biomphalaria glabrata is the source of this 846-nucleotide messenger RNA. Its product is annotated as collectin-12-like. Bases 123 to 617 code for a protein of 164 amino acids. The record is from RefSeq and is a predicted model, not a curated record. Lineage: Eukaryota; Metazoa; Mollusca; Gastropoda; Planorbidae. The transcript has 2 exons.
UCUUUCUUUCAAUCUCUCUUUAUGAUUUGUUUACAACACCUGUUAGGUAAAUAUCAAGCACAGAACUAUUAAAAAAGAAUCAAGUACACACUUCCUGCCUUCCAUCACUUCAGACGACAGUCAUGUUCUCGAAGCUACUUCUUGUAGCGUCUAUUUUAGUGACUCGAGUCAAAGCAUCUCAAGAAACUGAUGUUUGCCCUCCAGGCCUAGCCAGAGACCAGUACCUCCAGGUCAGGGGGGACAUCUGCUAUGAGUUCGUGCUGUACAGGAGACACACCCACUCGCAGGCCAAGGCAGACUGUGAGAAGAACGCGGGCAUGCUGGCCUUGAUCAAAGACCAGGACACACAGAACUAUCUGUACGACCAACUCCUGAACACAUACAAUCGUCCGUUUGCGAUGGCGUGGAUAGGACUCAACGACAUCGUCCAAGAAAGCAGAUAUGUCUGGGAUGACGGAACCCUACCUGUGUACAGCCACUGGGCUGCUAGCGAGGGACCUAGUGCUACCCUGGACCACGGCUCUCACGACUGCGUGGUGCUGGACGUUGCCGCUGGUGGAAAAUGGCGCGAUGUCUUUUGCGAAAGAGAUACCUUCCUUGUCUUCUUUGACACAUAGGAGGCGCAUGUUUACAUCUGUCAGUAUCCAGUACAGACAGUGGCUACCACGACAGUGGCUACCACACAUCUGGACGGUGGUGUUCAGACCUCGACCACAGGAUUACAAAUAAUCACCUGUCCUGUCGUUGUUUGUCAGUUAGGUUGCGUCAAAGUGAGCAAUAUUACCUCGUGCCCUGAAUGUGUCUGUUAAAGAAAUGUUAUUUUAUAAUUAUAUUUUCUCUGAUAGA